Trichoderma virens Gv29-8 is the source of this 654-nucleotide messenger RNA. RefSeq lists its product as uncharacterized. The annotation marks the transcript as partial. Lineage: Eukaryota; Fungi; Ascomycota; Sordariomycetes; Hypocreales; Hypocreaceae. Gene Ontology annotation, molecular function: protein binding. The transcript is spliced from 2 exons. The record is from RefSeq and is a predicted model, not a curated record.
GCAGCCUCAAAGGGCUAUGCUGAAAUCGUCCAUCUCCUACUUCAGCACAAUGCCAAGCCAGACUUUUGCGAUGAGAAUGGGUGUUAUCCUCUCCACUGGGCAGUUUCUGAGGCAAAUACAGACAUCGUCACGAUUUUGCUGGACAACGGAGCAACCAACCCCAAUCUCCGCACUCUUAUUGGAUCAGCUCCCUUACAACUCGCAGCAGAUUCAGCUCAAGUCCUAGAUGUCUUGUUGAUUCAUGGGGCCGAGAUUGACUCUGCAGACAAUAAUCGUGGUCUUACAGCACUUAUGCGAGCCAUAAAAUGGCAAAAUGAAGAAUCAGUCAAAACCCUUCUUAGACAUAAGGCCAGUGUUAACAUUGUCAACAAGAGUGGCCAGACAGCACUGCAUAUUUCGGCAGCUAAGAGAAGCUCUCACAUUACUCACCUUCUGCUAGAGGCUUCGGCUGAUGUUUCCGCCGCGGACUAUGAAGGAAUGACACCACUGCAUUACGCUUCGUUGUCAAGCGAGGAUGAAGAUAUUCCUAUUGAACACGUCCAAGCCUUGUUAGAGAAGGGGGCAAUUCCCAACUGCAAAGACAAUAAAGGGCAAACACCUCUCCAUUACGCGAUCACCAAAUGCGCACAGUUGAUCAUGGAGAAGCUAGUUGAG